AACUAGGGAGGUUUGAUACGUGGGGAGGCUUGAUACACGUUCAAAUUUCCCACCUCGAGUCUUUAGAGAAGGGAUAACCACGUGCAGUGCCAAGCGUGAACAUCGAAACAGUCUGUGAUACGAUAUCGCAAAGGUCGCUUGUCGUUUAAAAGUUUUCAAAGUUAAAGUGUGUUUUCUACCUAUUCAAUAUGCCGUUUAAAUGGAAAUCCAAAGGUCGAACGAAGUAUUCACCAGAUGAUUUAAAAAGGGCAGUGCUUGAAAUAGUGAAUGAAAAUAAAGCACUUAGAACUACUGCCAGGAAGUACAAUGUUGACAAAAUGACAUUGAAAAGAUAUAUUUCAAAAUAUAAAGAGGAUAAAAGUAUCACCUUUUCCCCAAAUUUUGUAACUUCACAAAUUUUUUCGCCUCACGAAGAAUCUCUUUUAAUGGAAUAUUUGCUCACUUCUGCAGACCUGUACUAUGGUCUUACGCCUAAGCAAACAAGGAAAUUUGCGUAUCAGUUUGGCCAAGAAAACCAAAAAAAGAUACCAGAAAAUUGGAGGAAAAACGAGUGUGCUUCUUACGACUGGCUAAAAGGUUUCAUGUCACGUCAUCCCCAAUUAUCGCUGAGAAGUCCUGAGGGUACCAGCUUAGGCAGAGCGACUGCGUUCAAUCGGCAUAACGUGCAAGAAUUUUACAAGAAUCUGCGCAAUCUAAUGGAGCGAGAACCUUUUGGCCCAGAAUCCAUAUACAACUUAGACGAAACUGGAGUCACUACUGCGCACAAACCCGAAAAGAUUAUUGCCCGUAAAGGGCAAAAACAAAUUUCUAAAACUAUAUCUGCAGAACGUGGGACACUGGUGACGGUGUGUUGUGCAAUAAAUGCAUUGGGGAAUUCAGUGCCACCAUUUUUUAUAUUUCCCCGUGUUAGAUUGCAGGAAUACAUGAUACAUGGUGCUCCUCCAGGUUCCAUUGCUGUAACGCACGAAAGUGGUUGGAUGACCGCUGAUAAUUUCGUGAAAUACUUAGAUCACUUCAUAAAAUAUGCAAAAUGUUCGAAAGAAAAUAAAUGUAUAUUGGUCCUUGACAAUCACGACAGCCAUAUUUCACCCAAAGCUUUAAACACUUGUAAGUUAAACGGCAUACAUUUGUUAACUUUACCACCUCACACGAGCCACCGAUUACAACCACUAGACGUAUCGGUAUUUGGCCCAUUUAAGAAAUACUAUAAUGAACAGGCAGAUGCUUGGAUGGUCAGUCAUCCAGGGCAAACAAUUUCAUUAAAAAAUAUACCGGCAUUGGUUGGACUAGCUUAUGUCAGAGCUUUCUCACCUUCAAAUAUAACCAAAGGAUUUUCCACUACUGGAAUUUAUCCAUUCAACCCACAUUUAUUUGAAGAUCUAGAUUUUGCAGGAGCGGAAGUUACAAAUCGACCAUAUCAGGAAGUAGGACAAAACCCUGAGGAAGAGCCGGUUAUAGAUGAUCCAAUUGCUCAACCUGGCACAUCCUCAUCUCAGCUGGAGCCAACUUUUAAUACAAUGGAAAAUACCACCACCAUCCAAAGCACCCCCUCUGCUCCAUUUAAAAGUCCUGAAGAAGUUCGUCCAUAUCCCAAAGCACUGCCUCGAAAGAAAAAAGGGGGCCGAAAGCUUGGUCGGACUAGAAUCUUAACCGACACUCCGGAAAAACAGGCCAUUGAAGCCGAAUUUAAUUCGAGGGAAGAAAAAAAACGGAUGAAAACGAAAAUAAAACAGGUGAAACGAAAAAUAUCUAGUGAAACUAGAAAAAGUGAUACUUUUCAACAACACAAUGUGGAGUGUAGUGAAUCCUACCCGAAAAGAAAAGUUUUGGAUAGAAACAGAGAAACGGAAAGAAGUGUGUACGUUGACUCGAAUUCUGAGAGUGAAAACGAGAAAGAUCCAUUUUCUGAUACAGCUGACGAUGACGACGCCGCCUGCAUCUACUGCAAUUCGUUAUUUUCGGCAUCUCGUUCUCGAGAAAAGUGGAUUCGUUGCCAGCAAUGCUUAAAAUGGUGCCAUUCAGCCUGUGCAGGCGUGAACAAUAACAUAAAAACCUUCACUUGCGAAUUAUGUAUCGAUUAGAAAUUAAUGUUGUAUGUUUUAAUGUUGCAUGUUUUAAUAAUAAAAGAUUGCGUUCCUAUUUUUUUUUAUUGUAUCAAGCCUCCCAUUUAGUGUAUCAAGUCGCCCAUAUAUAGGGAGGUUUGAGACACUUUGCAUUGAGAAUUUCAAAAAUUUAUAACCAUGGUUAAAACGUCAAUUUUUAACAAUGUAAUAUUAUCAAAUUCCUAAGCAAAGCCUUUAAAUUGCGCUCUGAUAUAAAUUU
Molecule: messenger RNA, 2322 nt
Organism: Sitophilus oryzae (rice weevil)
Lineage: Eukaryota; Metazoa; Arthropoda; Insecta; Coleoptera; Curculionidae
Exons: 2
Coding region: 189-2081 (630 amino acids)
Cellular component (GO): nucleus
Molecular function (GO): DNA binding
Source: RefSeq, a predicted model, not a curated record